AUGAUGACGCUUGUCACUAUCCUCGCUGGCGCGAUACUGCCGCUUUUUGCGUAUGGAAUCUACCUCGUCUUCAUACAGCCUCGAUCCAACCCGCUGAGGAAUCUUCCUGGCCCGCCAACACAUGGCUUAUUCCACAACCACCUUGGUCUGGUCAUGGACCCAUCUCGGUCGCCAAAGGUUCAUGAAGCGUUCAUUAAGCAAUUUGGGAGGACGGUGGUGAUUCAUACUGCCGUUCCUUGGGAUCAGCGUCUUUUUACACUGGACGCGAUUGCUAUUACCCACGUCAUGAAGCACUCCACCGUAUAUGAGAAACCAUGGCAGUCUCGGCAGCUCAUCACAUCCCUCAUUGGUUGCGGCAUGCUCGCGGCAGAAGGGCUAGUGCAUAAGCGUCAACGGCGCGUCGCUACGCCUGCGUUCUCCAUCCAGAAUCUGCGGGAAUUGAUACCUUUGGUGUUCGCCAAGGGGUGGUCGCUGAAGAAUAGGUGGCUCGAAAUUAUUGCGGACGGGAAGAUGGGGUGCACCAAGUUGGAUGUGUGCCAUUGGGUCAGUCGAGCUACUUUUGAUGUCAUUGGGUCCGCAGGAUUUGAUUAUGAAUUCAACGCGAUUCAAGACGAAACCAACGAGCUAUUCAAUGCAUACAAGGAGAUGUUUGAAGUUGCCAUAUCACAACACAGCACAGACACGUCGGCAGUCAUUGCCAUGUACUUGCCGAUUAUUGAUAUAUUGUAUCCUAGUGAAAGGGUCCGCACUGUACGCAGGUGCCAGGGUGUUAUUCGACGGGUCGCAGGCCAGCUUAUCCAGGAGAAGAAGCGCAAAAUCACGGAGGCCGAGGAGAACGGUACUACUUACCACGGCAAGGAUCUGCUCAGUCUGCUUUUGAAAUCCAACGUCGCGGUCGACCUUGCUCCCGAGCAACGAAUUUCCGACGAAGAUAUCUUGCACAACAUCAAUACUUUCAUGUUCGCAGGCUCUGACACGAGCUCGCUCGCCAUCACAUGGACGCUCUUUCUCCUAGCCAAGUACCCUUUCAUACAGACACGUCUUCGCGAGGAACUGCUCGCUGUCAUGCCCGCGGCUCCGAUCGAGACCCUCACCCCCGAGGAGGUAGACUCCCUCCACACCAGGAUUGCCGAGCUGCCGUACCUCGACAACGUCUUGCGCGAGUCGCUCCGCCUCAUUCCUCCUGUGCACUCCUCGAUCAGAGUCGCGACACGGGACGAUGACGUGCCGACAUCGACGCCGGUCAGGACCCGCUUGCCAGACGGGAGCUUUACGGAGCUGCACAGUGUGCGCGUGCCCAAAGGAAGCUUUGUGCACAUCCCGAUUGAAGGCUUCAACCUGGAUCGGGAGGUUUGGGGUGCGGAUGGGUGGGCGUUCAAUCCAGAUAGAUGGGAUAAUCUACCGGAAGCUGUGGCUUCACAGCCUGGACUGUACUCCAACACCCUGACGUUUUCUGCUGGCCCUCGUUCAUGUAUCGGCCUGCGCUUCUCCAUGAUCGAGAUGAAAACCUUCCUCUACAUCCUGCUUACUCACUUUGCGUUUGCCGAGUCGGAUGAGAAAGUCGGUAAGGCCAAUGUCGUCUUGACGCGGCCGUAUGUUAUGGGGAAGCACAGAGAGGGCAGCCAGUGUCCUCUCUUGGUGACACCCUAUGUCCGGGAAUAA
Messenger RNA from Sparassis crispa, 1662 nucleotides. Its product is annotated as cytochrome P450. The record is from RefSeq and is a predicted model, not a curated record. Gene Ontology annotation, molecular function: heme binding; monooxygenase activity; iron ion binding. The transcript is spliced from 9 exons. NCBI's taxonomy places the organism in Eukaryota, Fungi, Basidiomycota, Agaricomycetes, Polyporales, Sparassidaceae. The coding region runs from base 1 to 1662 and encodes 553 amino acids.